AUGGCUAAAGCGAAGAAAUCCACCAAGAAGUUUCAGAGCAAGAAUCUGAAGCACACUAUCGAGCAGCGGAAGAAGGUCCAGAACUACAACAAGCUUCACAAUAAGGGAAAGAAGAAAAAUGGUCCUGCUCCUGUUGAGGAUAAGAGAGACAAGGAGAUUUUUGAAGAUAUGGAUGUAGAGGAGUUUUUCGAUGCAGACACAGAGGUUCCAGCAAGCAAGAGCAAGAAAUCCAAGAAUGAAAGUGAGGACGAGGACAGCAGCAGCGAGAGUGACGCCGAAUUGCACGAACAGGAUCUCAAGGACUUGGAGAACGACGAUCCUGAGUUCUACAGCUAUUUGAAAGAGAACGACAAGGAGCUUUUGGACUUUAAGCCUGUGAAUCCUCUGGAAGCUAUGAGUGAUGACGAGGAGGAAGAGGAAGAGGACCAGGUUGAAGAUGCAGAGCCAGAGGCCGAGGAACCAGAAAAAGAGGGUCAGACAGUCCAGGUGACCAACGAGAUGGUCCAGCAUUGGGAUGCCGUUUUGAAAUCCAAAGAACCAACCAUCAAGACCUUGAAAACUUUGGUCAUUGCAUUCAAGGCUGCUGUUAACACCGGAUCGUCCGAGACUUACAAGUAUAGCGUGACAGACGAGAAAGUGUUUCACAAGUUAAUGUUCUUGGCAUUGCAACAGCUCCCGCUUAGUGUUCAAAAAUUGGUGCCGUACAAGAUUUCGUCCCAUGGCACCAGAAACCUUCCGUCCAACAAGAAGGUUGCGCAGAUCAGUACUAUUCUCAAAUCGCACGCCGGCUCCUUGAUUUUGUUGCUCAACGACAUUACCAACACGGAGACUGCCACUUUGGUGUUGAAGUCUGUCCAGGAGCUGCUUCCAUACUACGUUUCGCACAGAAAGCUAUUAAAGGAGAUGAUGAACGCCGUGGUGAACGUGUGGAGCUCUGCAGAGGACGUUGAGACCCAGAUCGCUGCGUUUGCGUUCCUCAACAACUCCAGCAGAGAGUAUCCUAAGGCCAUUUUGGAGCUGGUGCUUAAGACCAGUUACUCCAGUUUCAUCAAGAAAUGCAGACAAACUAAUAUCCACACGAUGCCGAUGAUCAACUUCCAGAAGAACUCUGCCGUUGAGCUGUUUGGAGUCGACCAGACUCUUGGGUUCCAGGUCGGGUUUGAGUAUAUUCGUCAACUGGCUAUUCAUCUGAGAAACAGUGUCAACAACGUCACCAAAGACAGUUACAAGGCCAUCUACAACUGGCAAUACUGCCACUCGCUGGACUUCUGGUCCAGAAUGAUCUCUGUGCAUUGCAACCCAGAGGUUGAGCUCACCAACAAAAAAGAGAGUGCUCUGCGUCAAUUAAUCUAUCCUCUGGUGCAAGUGACUUUGGGAGCCAUCAAACUGCUGCCAACUGCCCAGUUCUUCCCUCUGCGAUUCUACCUGAUCAGAUCGUUGAUCAGACUGACACAGAACACCGGGGUGUACAUCCCAUUGUUCCCGCUGCUGGGCGAGGUGCUGAACUCGUCUGCAUUGACAAAGGCUCCAAAACAGGUGCAUUUGCAGGCUCUGCAGUUUGACCUGGUGGUCAAGGCUGGAAAACAGUACCUGGGCACCCGUGUUUACCAGGAUGGGUUGAUCGAACAAGUUGUUGAGCUUGUGUCCGAGUUUUUUGUCCUUUACUGCAAAAACAUCGCGUUCCCAGAACUCAUCACUCCUGCAGUGAUUUUCCUGAAACGGUACAUCAAAAAGUCCAAGAACGUGAGACUGGUCAAGUCGCUGAGCGUUUUGCUCGAGAAACUGAACGCUAACGCCAAGUACAUUGAAAAGGCCCGUGCAAACGUCGAGUUCGGGCCAAACAACAGGGUCGAGGUGAACGUUUUCUUGCGCGAGGUGGAAUGGCAGCAGACUCCGUUGGGUGGCUAUGUUCAUGUGCAACGCGAGGUGAAAGAGGCCCGUGAAAAGGCUCUACGGGAAGCUGCCCAGAGCGAUGCCGAUAAUGUGUCCGACUCAGACGCGUCUGAGCAACUUGACGUGGCAUCCGCCGACGAAUCGGAGUGA
Ogataea philodendri is the source of this 2043-nucleotide messenger RNA. RefSeq lists its product as uncharacterized. The coding region runs from base 1 to 2043 and encodes 680 amino acids. Gene Ontology annotation, biological process: ribosomal large subunit biogenesis. The record is from RefSeq and is a predicted model, not a curated record. NCBI's taxonomy places the organism in Eukaryota, Fungi, Ascomycota, Pichiomycetes, Pichiales, Pichiaceae. Gene Ontology annotation, cellular component: nucleoplasm; Noc2p-Noc3p complex; Noc1p-Noc2p complex. The transcript has a single exon.